Molecule: messenger RNA, 927 nt
Organism: Saccostrea echinata
Lineage: Eukaryota; Metazoa; Mollusca; Bivalvia; Ostreida; Ostreidae
Exons: 3
Coding region: 72-503 (143 amino acids)
Source: RefSeq, a predicted model, not a curated record
UUUCGUUUUCAAAAGUUCCAGUCUGAAGAAGUCAACCUCAGAAUAGAAGGUGGAAAUAAUUUGAGAGGAGAAUGGGUGGAUCUGAUGACACAGAAUGGAGGUUUGGGACUUGUUUUCAAUCAUUUUGUCACAAUUAUGAGCUGGAACAGAAGUGGCAGUCAGCCAAGGACUACAGUUAUGAAAAUCCUGGAUCCACCCUCUUCAUCAUAGCAGUCAUAGCCAUGUGUAGCUUCCCCAUCUUUUGCUUUAUAGCCUUUGUCAUUGGAUCACUUAUCAUUGGAUUCACAGUUUUUCUGUUUGUAGAAGGUACAGUCCUCACGGUGGCCACCUUUCUUUUGGGAGGGGCACUAUUUUUUGCCAGUCUCUUCUCUGUGGGCUUCAGUUUGUUUGCUGUUUUAGCCAUCUACACCUUUUCCACUGCUCAGAAAAUAAUGGGCAAAAUUUCACCAAAGGUCUCCACUUCUGCAGGGGUGGAGUGUGAUUCAACACAGAAAGAUAAAUAGAGAAUGUGUCAACAAACUACGCAAAAGUCUUUAAAUGACAGAAAUCAAGAUAAUGAAAUUUUUUCUCAAAAGAACCGGUGCUGAGAAUUUUGAAAAAAAUCAAAUUGCUUCUGUGUUGUUUUUUCACUGAUCAAUACUUUGAUUAAAAUUCCAGAUUAUAUCAUUCAAGUAGUAAAAAACAAUGCAAUUUCACUUGAACCAAGAAUCAUUUUUCAUUGAGAUUUGAGACUGUAUGCAGCUCGAGGGUUUAAAUCUGUACAGAUUCAUGUUUUACGUUAUUUGACAUUGUUUAUUUAUUGUUAUUUAAAUAUUGGGCAUAAUUAAUGUUUUAUAAAUAACUGUUUUGUAUAUUGUUUGUUAAACUUUAAUCAUGAACAUUUUGUAUAUAGUUUUUAUAUAAAAUAAAUUGAUCAGUAUUGAACAA